GCCUCUCGCCGGCCGGCAGGGGGCGCGCGCCCGGCGGACAGGACGCUUCCAUGGAGGGGGCGGAGGCGGAAGCGCGGGAGGGGGCCGCCGUGGCCCGGGACCUGCAGGCCUUGGGGUAUGAGGGCUUCUCGGGGGCGACGUCGCGGGGCACCUCGUGUCCGGACUUCAGGGCGCUGUGCGCGCGGCUGGCGGCGGAGCUGGCGACGCUGGGCGCCCUGGAGCGGGAGCGAGGGGAGAGCGCGGAGGCGCUGAGGGCCGGCGACGGCCCCGGCGCCGAGGAGGGAUUCCUGCGACAGUUGGCCGGCCUGCUGCGGGAGCUGCGCUGCCCGGACCGCGCGCUCUGCGGCGGAGACGGCGUGGCCGCGCUGCGGGAGCCCGGCGCGAGCCUGCGCCUGCUGCGUGAGCCGGGGAUGCGGAAGGGGCGGCCCGGCCUCCGGAGGGGCGGGCCCGGCGCCGCCAAGUGGAGCCGGGGCUUUCUCUGCUCUGAACUCCAGGCUGCCCGCCUCCUCCGUCUCUACCCCCGGCUGGACCCCAGCCCCGCACAGCCCUGUGGGGAAGAGAGCGAGGAGGGAGCUGGCAUGGUCCAGGAACUGGUCCUUACCCUCCAAGCUCUGGGGCUGCCCAGACCGACGCCUGGGACCGCCGCCAGCCGGCUGCUGUGGGAGUUGCAUGACAAGCCUCAGACUACCUUCUCCCAUCAGAUCUCUGAGCUGCUGCCUUCCCUGCCCCCAGGGUUCCUGCAGCCCCUCCUCAGCUCCCCACUGGACGCCCCCAGAUGGGAGGCAUUGGAGUCUCUGUGCCAAAGGCUGGGAGAUCAGUACUGCUCUCGCCGCUGCCUGCUCCUGAAGCGCCUGGACCUCACGACAUCUUCUUUCCACUGGAGUGAUAGGGCAGAGGCCCAAGGAGAAGCCAUGAAGGCAGUGCUGAUCCCAAUUCGAGAGGCUCUGACCCCAGAAUCAAAUGUCUCCAUCGCACAUAUCCUGGCUGCCCGAGAGGACCUGUCUCGUCUUAUCCCAGCCACCAGCAAGGCUGUCCGCCGAGGGACCUGCUGUGCCAUCAACAAGGUGCUUAUGGGCAACGUGCCUGACCGGGGGGGCCGUCCAAAUGAGCUGGAGGCUCCCAUGCCCACCUGGCAGAGCAGAAGAGAGGAUGGUGGUGGGCGGAAGGCAGGCCGCCAGAGCUGGGGUCGCAAGAAGAAGAAGAAGUAAAGAGGGACUGGUGGUUGGGUGGGGGGAGGGGUCCCCUGUGACAUGCUGAUGCCAUUGGUAAUCCUUGGGGAAUCGCUUUGAGUUUCUUUUGGCAUCUGGCUCCCAGGCCCCAUGUCCCCUGUUCCCUGUUCCUAAGGUCCCAAAUGCCUACCAUCACCACCCCCCCCCCCCCCAGUCUAUCACUCAACAACAAAGACCAUGUUCUCUGGAAAAUAAAUUUAAUUUAUGACA
Molecule: messenger RNA, 1439 nt
Organism: Canis lupus familiaris (dog)
Lineage: Eukaryota; Metazoa; Chordata; Mammalia; Carnivora; Canidae
Gene: TSLIG3C
Product: family with sequence similarity 98 member C
Exons: 8
Coding region: 51-1208 (385 amino acids)
Cellular component (GO): tRNA-splicing ligase complex
Source: RefSeq, a predicted model, not a curated record